AGUGGACGCCUAACAUUCAUUUGCGGAAACUUUAGACAGCCAAUUGAAUUUGAAUUUUUAAAAGUAAAGAUAGUAACUAUAACGUAUACUUGAUACUAAUAUAUUAUUAUAGUAUCUUAAUUGUACAUUACAAAUUUCUUUUAAAUAUCACACGUCACUUGUGUAUUUCUUAGUUACCGAUCGACGAAUGUAAAUGAUAUAUCUAGGCACGUUUUUCCACGUGGUUUUAAGUGACACUUAGAAACAAUGGAUAAUUUAAAUAGAAACAAAAUGCAGCACGAAGAAGUUGAAAUUCUAUUAUUAACAAAUUUUAUUCACAAGCAAGACUAUGAACUGCCAUUGCAUGUAAAAAAUGUAAUGAACGGCCGAUAUGCUCAUGUCGUAAAUAAUACAUUAGAUUCAAAUUUUAUUGAGUUAUGCAGUAUUAACAAUAUCUCCGAAUUAAUACAUAAUGGUAUAGAAAAAGAAAUAAUCUCACAUGAUUACUGGCUUUGUAUGGGUAUAGCUUCUUUAUUAUAUUUUGUCCAAUAUAAUUGGACAGGCCCGCAAACCGAUGAAGAUAUUAAGUGGUUAAAAAGUCAAGAACAAAAUGCUCUAGAACAUUUAUCUUUACAUGAUGAAUGUAACACAAAUAUGAAAAAGCCAGAGCUUCUUUACUUUUCGAAGAUAAUAUUUUCCAAUGAAAUUUUACAAAAUUCUUGUAUAAGUUGUACAUGGUGGUUAUUAAGAACAAACCUUUUACAUCAACUUGUUUUAAAUGAAAGCUCUGGCAUGAUAUUUGAUGAGAUGGAACAAUUAAUUGAAAAAAUCAAUGAAUCAUUUUUAUUAGAGAAUCAAUACUGCAAAGCACUGUUUUAUAUAGAAGUAGCACAAUUUUACUUUUAUUAUAAACGAACUCAGAAUUCUGAAAAGUAUGUUGAACUAGCUCAAAAGACAGCAAAAUUGGAUUUAAAUCUGGAGGGUGUCUUAGGGAAACGCACAAAACAUCAACAAGAAGAUAAAGCUCAAUUGCAUUUAAGAAUAGAUGCAGGAACGAAUCAAUUUCCUUCCAGAUGUUGCGAGAAUUUACCAAAGUCUCUUGACUUGAAUGAUGACGUUAGACUAGAACGCACUGAAUUUUCAGAAAAUGUAGAAGGUACUGAAUUUGGAACAAUAGAAGAAGCAAUCAUUUUAGCAAAACAUAUUCAAUUGCAGUUGUCACAGCCAAAGGACAAGUUAACUGAUGAAGAGAUUAAACCUUAUCUAACAGCUAUAAUAGAUCAUACAAAAAAUUGGUCUUUAAAAAUGAGUUCUCUCUUCCAUCGUUGUUCAUUGGAAUCUACUGAUAAGAGGGCUGUUGAACGAUCGAUGAUGCAAUUAGAAUACUUGAUACAAGAAUUAAAAAAUACAAUAGUUCCUGUUGCAUAUAGAAUGGAUAUGUUCUUUGCAAGUGGACUUAGACCUAUUUGGAUGUUUGAACAAACAUGGGCACAUAUCAUGAUGAAUCUUGGGAUGAUAAAAGGAGCUCUAGAUGUUUUCUUAAAGCUUGAAUUAUGGGAAGAAGUCAUUUCAUGUUACAAUAUGUUGGAAUUGAAGCAUAAAGCAGCAGAAGUUAUUCGUCAAGAAAUAUCUAAGAAACCCACAGUUCAAUUAUGGUGUUUGUUGGGUGAUGCAACUCAAGACACUAAUCAUUACGAAACAGCAUGGAAAUUAUCAAACGAAAAAAGUAGUCGCACUCAAAGACACUGGGGACUAUUUUAUUUUGCAAAAAAAGAUUACAUGGAGGCUAUACCACAUUUAAAAUUAUCAGUAGAAUUAAAUAACAUUCAAGAAAGUGUUUGGAUAAGGCUUGGAUUUGCAGCUUUACAAGUAGAAGAUUGGAAAUUAGCAGCCACAGCAUACAGGCGUUACUGUGCUUUAGAACAAUCAACAUUUGAGGCUUGGAACAACUUGGCAAAAGCUUACAUAAAAUUAGGCGAUAAAGGAAGAGCGUGGAAAUCUCUCCAGGAUGCUAUAAAAUGCAACUAUGACCGUUGGCAAGUUUGGGAUAAUCUAAUGGUCGUUAGUAUAGACUUAGGGCAUUUCUCAGAAGUAAUUCAUUGUUAUCACCGUAUUUUGGAUCUCAAAAAUAAUCAUUUAGAUAUUCAAGUCCUUGAUAUAUUAACUCGCGCUAUAUUGAAUAAUGUAAAUGACUUUGAUGGAAAUCCUGCGCAAAGAUUGCUUUCAAAAGCUUUAGAGUUGUUUGGAAGAAUUAGUUCUCUUUUACUCAAUAAUUCCCACAUCUGGAGAAUGUAUGGACAGCUUACAGCUCUUAAAAACACAGAUAUUGACAAUGAAAAAGCAGCACAGUACUUGCAGCAAGCUCAUCGUGCUGCUGUUUCAGAUACCACAUGGUUUAAACAAGAAGAAUCUACGGAGAAUAUGGCUUUCUCAGGAAAAGUUGUGUUAAUAACAGGAGCUAGCUCUGGUAUUGGAGCAGCAGCAGCUGUACAUUUCUCUCAGCUUGGAGCAUCACUGUUGUUAACAGGUCGUAAUUUAGAAAAUUUAAAUGCGGUUGCUGAAAAAUGCAAACCGAACAAACCACUUAUUGUAACUGGAGAAUUAACUAACGAAGUUGAUGUAAAAAAUAUUAUUGAAGCUACUAUUAAGCAUUACGGCAGAUUAGAUGUUUUGGUUAAUAAUGCUGGUGUAUUAGAAAGUGGAGGCAUAGAAAAUACAUCAUUAGAGCAAUACGAUAGGGUAUUCAAUAUAAAUGUACGAUCAAUAUACAAUUUAACAAUGUUAGCUGUUCCUCACAUAAUUAAAACUAAGGGUAAUAUUGUAAAUAUAUCAAGUGUUUGUGGGUUAAGAGGAUUCCCAGGUGUUUUAUCGUAUUGUAUGAGUAAAGCAGCAAUUGAUCAGUUCACAAAAUGUGUUGCCCUUGAACUUGCAGAUAAACAAGUACGAGUGAAUGCUGUAAAUCCUGGUGUUGUAGUAACAAAUCUUCAUAGAAGAAGUGGAAUGAAAGAGGAACAAUUAGAGACAUUUUUUGACCACAGUAAAGACACUCAUCCACUGGGUAGACCAGGAGAUGUUACAGAAGUUGCAAAAACAAUCGCAUUUCUAGCAAGUGAUGAUGCUAGUUUCAUUACAGGUGCAACUUUACCCGUAGAUGGUGGAAGACACGCCAUGUGUCCUCGUUAAUUUGCAUUCCAUCAAAAUGUAUUUUGAACAUAUUAAUUCUAAGAUCAACACACUUAUAAAAUUUCUAAGACACUAUAUUUUUACUAAGAAAAAUUGUUAUAUAUAACAAAGUUAUCAUGUGUCAAUAAAUGUAUAAAUUAUUCA
Messenger RNA from Nomia melanderi (Alkali bee), 3306 nucleotides. The record is from RefSeq and is a predicted model, not a curated record. Lineage: Eukaryota; Metazoa; Arthropoda; Insecta; Hymenoptera; Halictidae.